Apodemus sylvaticus (European woodmouse) is the source of this 1286-nucleotide messenger RNA. It is a transcript of the gene Znf414, whose product is annotated as zinc finger protein 414. NCBI's taxonomy places the organism in Eukaryota, Metazoa, Chordata, Mammalia, Rodentia, Muridae. The transcript has 6 exons. Bases 280 to 1176 code for a protein of 298 amino acids. The record is from RefSeq and is a predicted model, not a curated record.
AGUCAUUCCAGCCUGAAAACAUUUCUCACGUUGGAACCUCGAUCUCUGAUUCUGCAGCGAGGCUCCCACUACUCACCUGCCCGAGAGCUGCGCUCUAGUCUCAGGCCCCUCCUCCUAGAGAAGCGCCCGGACUUAGGCCACACCCCCCUAUCUCGCGAGAUCCGAGAAGCGGAAAAAUGGCGCCGACGUGAGCGUGAGCCCGUGUCGCCGAGGAAGUCGCCCCUGCUGGAGCUAGGACCCCCGGAAGGCACGGGAACCAGAGGCGUAACCGAGUCGAGGAUGGAGGAACCAUCAUCCAGGCCCAGCGUGGACACGCUGGCCACGGUAGAAUCCAGCUCCAGUGAGCCGGACAAGGAGGUGACAUCCCCAGAUGUGGCAGCUACAGAGGAGCCGGGUCCUAACCCAACAGCCACGCCACCGGUGCGGGACCGUGGAGGACCUCUGCAGCAAAUUGCCUAUCCAGCUUCAGAGAGCUGCCAGGCUGGCUCAGCCAACACAGGCGUGGGGACCAAUGAGGACCUUCGGUUGCCCAGACGACGUCCACCACCAGGCAAACAAAUACCCUGCUCUAGCCCCGGCUGUUGCCUCAGUUUCCCCAGUGUUCGUGAUCUGGCACAGCAUCUCCGUACCCACUGCCCGCCCACACAGUCACUGGAAGGCAAAGUCUUCCGCUGCUCGGCGCUGAGCUGCACCGAGAGCUUCCCCAGCAUGCAGGAGCUGGUAGCCCACGGCAAGCUGCAUUACAAACCCAAUCGAUACUUCAAGUGUGAGAAUUGCCUGCUGCGCUUCCGCACUCACCGCUCGCUCUUCAAGCAUCUACACGUUUGUAUAGACCAUGGUCAGAGCCCAGCCCCGCCACCACCCCCUGCCCUGGACAAAGAGCCACCUGUACCCGAGCGCCCCCCAGAGUCCGACCCUGCAGCCUCCCUGGGCAUGCCAUUCCCACUACUCGAGCCUUUCACCUCUGCCCCCACUGGGCCCUUUCUUCCGUACUUGAACCCUGCACCCUUUGGCCUGAGCCCCCCUCGACUGCGCCCAUUCCUGGCUGCCACUCCAGGGCCACCCGCAUCCGGCGCUGGCGCUGCCGUCUGGAGGAAGAGUCAAGGUGCUACCAGUAGUCCCAGAAGACCUCAGGGUGGCUCCGAUGCGCCCUCAGGUGCAGGUGCGUGCAGGUGACCACCAGGGAAGGGUGGAGGGGCCUUCAUUCCUGUGCCCGGUGUGGGCCUUGUGAACGCUGGAAAGCAGCAGUGCCUGCCCCUUAAAAUACAUGGUUUUUACCUUUUAAA